Messenger RNA from Dryobates pubescens (Downy woodpecker), 18994 nucleotides. RefSeq names its product AHNAK nucleoprotein 2 (gene AHNAK2). Gene Ontology annotation, biological process: regulation of RNA splicing. Lineage: Eukaryota; Metazoa; Chordata; Aves; Piciformes; Picidae. Gene Ontology annotation, molecular function: protein binding. The transcript has 10 exons. The coding region runs from base 1 to 18510 and encodes 6169 amino acids. Gene Ontology annotation, cellular component: cytoplasm; costamere; nucleus. The record is from RefSeq and is a predicted model, not a curated record.
AUGAACGACCCAAAGCACCUCAUUCAUUAUAGCAGGGACAGCUGUCAGCCAAGAGACUGGGAGCAGGACUGGGACUGGGACCUGCCCACGGCUUCCAGCUUCAAAGAGGAGGAAUCAGAGGAUCAGUGGAAUUUCUCAGAGAGGGAAGAAAAAGCUGUUUAUUACAAGUUUCUUUCCUUUACAGAGAGUGGAGAAAUAGAAACAGCUGUAGGCAGGGAGCGUGGAGAAGACACACAGCUUACAGAAACCCACAGACCCCCAUUCCUCCACGUCCCCCAGCAUGAAGAGCCUGACCAGCAGCAAACCCAGGGUCUAGUCGCUGCUGCUGCCUCCGCUGAAGCCAGAACUUCAGUUAUUUUUGGUUCUGGACACCAGUUGAGACCGGCUGAGCCUCCAGGAGAUGCUGAUGCUGAUGUGGAUGCAGAGGAUGAAGAUUCUGUUAAUGAAGUAGCAGUAGAAGACAUCCGUCCAAGGCCACAAGGAUCCUCUCCAGUUUAUGAAUAUUCCAUAGAGGACGACUAUUUAAAGCUUCAAGAAGAAAAUAAAAAAUAUUCUACAGGCAAAUCAAAACAGAGUAAUCCACAGGAGACAAUGGAAGUGACCCUGAAAACAGAAGUGGAAGCCGGUGCUAGUGGUUUUAGUGUGAUGGGUGGAGGAAAUGAAGGAAUAUUUAUUAAAAAAGUACUUAAAGAGUCUCCUGCUUCAAAAAUAUUUAGUCUGAGAGAAGGUGAUCAGCUUCUAAGUGCUACAAUAUUUUUUGAUAAUAUCAAAUAUGAAGAUGCACUCAAGAUUCUCCAAUAUUCCGAGCCAUACAGAGUCCAGUUCAGCCUCAAAAGAAAAAUUGCUAGUAAAGAAGAGCCAGAAGACAUUCAAUCUGCAGCCCAGUACAAAAGGGAAAGAAUAAGCCAGGAAAGAGAACUCAGUGAGAGAAUUCCUGAGGAAACACUGCAUAUUGCAGGAAAAGCCAUUUCAGAAGAGGACAGGGAAACAUUAAUUGUAAGCCAAAGGGUAGGAAGAAGCAAGAGACCUAAAAAAGACAGAUUAUCAUGGCCAAAGUUCCAGUCAAUUAAAAAUAAAAAGAUCCUGGGUCACAGAAGAUCUCAUAGUACAUCUGAUGCAUAUGAAUCUGCUAUGCAGGAUAUUUCCCCUACAAGCACAGACACAGAGUCACAAUUUCAACAAGAGGUCCAUAUCAAAGGAAAGAAGAGAAGCCAUAAGAAACUGAAGUUCCCUAACAUUGGAUUCAAAAUGCACAGAUCCAAACCAGAACCACAAGACAAGCAAAAAAAAGAAAUAAAAACUACACUGUUAUCUGAAAAAGAAAAAAUAGACAAAGAAGAUAUCAGCCUGGAAAAUCCUGAAAUCCUAACUGUUGAAUACACCAUAUCUCCUGCUUAUGAAAUUACAACAGGAGAGACACAUGAAACCUUAACAAAAGACAUCAAAGAUAUGAAAAAUGUCAUUAUAUCUCAUGCCAAAAAAUGCCCUGAAGUUGAAAUAAGCAUUAAAACAGACAAGGAACCAACAUCAAAAUUUACCUUAUCUGAAGAGCCAGCUAUAAAAACACAGAUACCAAAGCCCAGUUUAGAAACAGCUGAACUGAAAGACAGUCCAACUAAACAAACGUUGCCAGGUUCAUCAAAAUCCCGAAAAAAGAAACAGAAAGGGACAGAAGGAGGAAGUGGUAUUAACAUACACGUGAUGGGUCACACAUCACAAGAACCUAUAGAACAAAGAGAUUUAGAAAUAGGUACUGCUAAAGCAGAAUUACACACAACAUCUGACACACUGGAAAAAGGAAAGAAACAAGCAGGUGACACACAAAUACUAACAAUUCAAAAACCAAAAUUCGGAAUUUCAAUGUCCAAGAAAAAGGAGUACGAGGCUGAAAACGCCAAACCAGAAAGUGAUGUUCCCCAUUCAGCACCGGAAAAAACUGCUGAUACAAGUUCAGAGAAUGGCAAAGAUUUGAAUGUGAAACCUCAAAUGCCUGCUGCACAAACAGAAAUAUCUACUUGGAAAAUACAAAUGCCAUCACUCAAACCACACAAAGCUGACACAAAAUUACAAACUGAAGAAAGUACAGCUGGAUUGCUAGAGACUGUAAAAAAGGGACAUACAGAAGAUGGCAUAAUCACAAGGGAUGAAAAGUUCACAGCAGUGAAGACAGGGGAAAAAGAUAUAGAGGGAAAAGAAAGCAAAUUCAGACUGCCAAAGUUUAAAUUACCCACAUUUACCUGGGCUAAGGAUGGGACAGGACAUAUUGAGGGUCAGAAAAGUGAUAAGGAAGGAACAACGCAAUGCACAGAAGAAGACACAAAACCAGACAGGACUAUACCAAUAGAAGAAGUGAAGAUUACGGGAACUGAAACGGAAGUAAGGAUCUCCAAACAAAAAAUAAAUGAAAAAGAUCUCAAAAAAAGCACAGUAGAACAGACACCAAGUCAAAAAAACUUGAAUGAAAAACCUAUUUCAUCACAUAGUAAUUUAGAAGAGAUGGAAGAAAGAAUAUUAAUCACAAAACCAGAUAUUAAAAUAAAAACAGGAAAAAUCAGUAUGGAACCAGGGGAUUCAGAACAAUCACAAAAUAUAGAAGUAAGCAUAAAAGAUCCCAAGGUGGAAAUCACCACGCAUGCCCCUGAGAACAGUGUAAUCCUUGAAGAAGAGCCAAUGAUAAUGGAGAAGGAACAGGGUAAGACCAAGGACGGCAAGUUCAAGAUGCCCAAGUUCGGCAUGCCUUCCUUCGGCUGGUCCAGCAGCAGAGAGGCCAAGGGCUCUGCCGAUGCGGACGUCAGCCUCAAGGAGCCCCAGGUGACGGUGGCCUCGGGAAGCGCCGAAGUCGACGUGACCCUGCCCGGGGCCGAGAUCCAAGCGCCCAGCGUGGAGGUGACCGUUGAGACGGCCGCCGGAGCAGACGGAGAGAAAGGCCGAUUCAAGAUGCCCAGCGUCAAGCUGCCCAAAGUCAAAGCUCCCCACGUGCAGGUCAGCCUGCCAAAGGCCGAGGGCUCGGCGCCCAAGGCCCAGGCCGAAGUCCAGGAAGGGGAAGUCGCCCUGCAGGCGCCCGACGUCGAAGGCGGCCUGGAGGUGGCUGCCGGCAAAGUUGAGGGCGGCGGCGGCGGCAUGAAGCUACACAUGCCGAAAGUCAAGGUGCCCAGCGUGGUCUUCUCCAAACCCACCGUCAAGGCUCCCAAACUGGACGCAGACGUCAGCCUGCCCAAAGUCGACGCCAGCCUCCCAGAGGCAGACCUCAAGGCCGGGACCGGCGACAUCGGCAUCACGGCCCCCGACGUCAAGCUGCCCUCCGUCGAAGCCUCCCUCGAACUCCAGGCACCAGAGACAGACCUCAAAGCCGCCUCUGCAGAAGCCUCACUCGACGGGGCCAAGCUGGAAGCCACAGGCCUGAAAGGGAAGCUUAAGAUGCCCAAGUUCGACAAGCCCAAAUUCGGAGUGUCGCUCCCCAAGGCGGAAGGGCCAGAAGGCGAGGGCAGCCUGCCCACCGUAGAGGUCGACCUCCCCUCUGCCACCGUGACGGCCGCAGGCGAGGGCCCCGCCCUGGGCCUCAAAGCCGACGGGGACGGCUGGAAGCUCGAGAAGCCGUCCCUCAAAAUGCCCAAAGCUGACAUCAAAGCUCCCAAGGUGGACAUCAGCCUCCCAUCCGUCGACGUCAGCCUUCCGAAGGCCAGCGUCGACCUGCAGGCCCCCGAGGCGACCCUCAGCCUGGAAGGGGAAGCAAAGACCCCGGAGAAGGAACCGGGCAAGACCAAGGACGGCAAGUUCAAGAUGCCCAAGUUCGGCAUGCCUUCCUUCGGCUGGUCCAGCAGCAGAGAGGCCAAGGGCUCUGCCGAUGCGGACGUCAGCCUCAAGGAGCCCCAGGUGACGGUGGCCUCGGGAAGCGCCGAAGUCGACGUGACCCUGCCCGGGGCCGAGAUCCAAGCGCCCGGCGUGGAGGUGACCGUUGAGACGGCCGCCGGAGCAGACGGAGAGAAAGGCCGAUUCAAGAUGCCCAGCGUCAAGCUGCCCAAAGUCAAAGCUCCCCACGUGCAGGUCAGCCUGCCAAAGGCCGAGGGCUCGGCGCCCAAGGCCCAGGCCGAAGUCCAGGAAGGGGAAGUCGCCCUGCAGGCGCCCGACGUCGAAGGCGGCCUGGAGGUGGCUGCCGGCAAAGUUGAGGGCGGCGGCGGCGGCAUGAAGCUACACAUGCCGAAAGUCAAGGUGCCCAGCGUGGUCUUCUCCAAACCCACCGUCAAGGCUCCCAAACUGGACGCAGACGUCAGCCUGCCCAAAGUCGACGCCAGCCUCCCAGAGGCAGACCUCAAGGCCGGGACCGGCGACAUCGGCAUCACGGCCCCCGACGUCAAGCUGCCCUCCGUCGAAGCCUCCCUCGAACUCCAGGCACCAGAGACAGACCUCAAAGCCGCCUCUGCAGAAGCCUCACUCGACGGGGCCAAGCUGGAAGCCACAGGCCUGAAAGGGAAGCUUAAGAUGCCCAAGUUCGACAAGCCCAAAUUCGGAGUGUCGCUCCCCAAGGCGGAAGGGCCAGAAGGCGAGGGCAGCCUGCCCACCGUAGAGGUCGACCUCCCCUCUGCCACCGUGACGGCCGCAGGCGAGGGCCCCGCCCUGGGCCUCAAAGCCGACGGGGACGGCUGGAAGCUCGAGAAGCCGUCCCUCAAAAUGCCCAAAGCUGACAUCAAAGCUCCCAAGGUGGACAUCAGCCUCCCAUCCGUCGACGUCAGCCUUCCGAAGGCCAGCGUCGACCUGCAGGCCCCCGAGGCGACCCUCAGCCUGGAAGGGGAAGCAAAGACCCCGGAGAAGGAACCGGGCAAGACCAAGGACGGCAAGUUCAAGAUGCCCAAGUUCGGCAUGCCUUCCUUCGGCUGGUCCAGCAGCAGAGAGGCCAAGGGCUCUGCCGCCGCCGAUGCGGACGUCAGCCUCAAGGAACCCCAGGUGACGGUGGCCUCGGGAAGCGCCGAAGUCGACGUGACCCUGCCCGGGGCCGAGAUCCAAGCGCCCGGCGUGGAGGUGACCGUUGAGACGGCCGCCGGAGCAGACGGAGAGAAAGGCCGAUUCAAGAUGCCCAGCGUCAAGCUGCCCAAAGUCAAAGCUCCCCACGUGCAGGUCAGCCUGCCAAAGGCCGAGGGCUCGGCGCCCAAGGCCCAGGCCGAAGUCCAGGAAGGGGAAGACGCCCUGCAGGCGCCCGACGUCGAAGGCGGCCUGGAGGUGGCUGCCGGCAAAGUUGAGGGCGGCGGCAUGAAGCUACACAUGCCGAAAGUCAAGGUGCCCAGCGUGGUCUUCUCCAAACCCACCGUCAAGGCUCCCAAACUGGACGCAGACGUCAGCCUGCCCAAAGUCGACGCCAGCCUCCCAGAGGCCGACCUCAAGGCCGGGACCGGCGACAUCGGCAUCACGGCCCCCGACGUCAAGCUGCCCUCCGUCGAAGCCUCCCUCGAACUCCAGGCACCAGAGACAGACCUCAAAGCCGCCUCUGCAGAAGCCUCACUCGACGGGGCCAAGCUGGAAGCCACAGGCCUGAAAGGGAAGCUUAAGAUGCCCAAGUUCGACAAGCCCAAAUUCGGAGUGUCGCUCCCCAAGGCGGAAGGGCCAGAAGGCGAGGGCAGCCUGCCCACCGUAGAGGUCGACCUCCCCUCUGCCACCGUGACGGCCGCAGGCGAGAGCCCCGCCCUGGGCCUCAAAGCCGACGGGGACGGCUGGAAGCUCGAGAAGCCGUCCCUCAAAAUGCCCAAAGCUGACAUCAAAGCUCCCAAGGUGGACAUCAGCCUCCCAUCCGUCGACGUCAGCCUUCCGAAGGCCAGCGUCGACCUGCAGGCCCCCGAGGCGACCCUCAGCCUGGAAGGGGAAGCAAAGACCCUGGAGAAAGAACCUGGCAAGACCAAGGACGGCAAGUUCAAGAUGCCCAAGUUCGGCAUGCCUUCCUUCGGCUGGUCCAGCAGCAGAGAGGCCAAGGGCUCUGCCGCCGCCGAUGCGGACAUCAGCCUCAAGGAACCCCAGGUGACGGUGGCCUCGGGAAGCGCCGAAGUCGACGUGACCCUGCCCGGGGCCGAGAUCCAAGCGCCCGGCGUGGAGGUGACCGUUGAGACGGCUGCCGGAGCAGACGGAGAGAAAGGCCGAUUCAAGAUGCCCAGCGUCAAGCUGCCCAAAGUCAAAGCUCCCCACAUGCAGGUCAGCCUGCCAAAGGCCGAGGGCUCGGCGCCGAAGGCCCAGGCCGAAGUCCAGGAAGGGGAAGUCGCCCUGCAGGCGCCCGACGUCGAAGGCGGCCUGGAGGUGGCUGCCGGCAAAGUUGAGGGCGGCGGCGGCGGCAUGAAGCUACACAUGCCGAAAGUCAAGGUGCCCAGCGUGGUCUUCUCCAAACCCACCGUCAAGGCUCCCAAACUGGACGCAGACGUCAGCCUGCCCAAAGUCGACGCCAGCCUCCCAGAGGCAGACCUCAAGGCCGGGACCGGCGACAUCGGCAUCACGGCCCCCGACGUCAAGCUGCCCUCCGUCGAAGCCUCCCUCGAACUCCAGGCACCAGAGACAGACCUCAAAGCCGCCUCUGCAGAAGCCUCACUCGACGGGGCCAAGCUGGAAGCCACAGGCCUGAAAGGGAAGCUUAAGAUGCCCAAGUUCGACAAGCCCAAAUUCGGAGUGUCGCUCCCCAAGGCGGAAGGGCCAGAAGGCGAGGGCAGCCUGCCCACCGUAGAGGUCGACCUCCCCUCUGCCACCGUGACGGCCGCAGGCGAGGGCCCCGCCCUGGGCCUCAAAGCCGACGGGGACGGCUGGAAGCUCGAGAAGCCGUCCCUCAAAAUGCCCAAAGCUGACAUCAAAGCUCCCAAGGUGGACAUCAGCCUCCCAUCCGUCGACGUCAGCCUUCCGAAGGCCAGCGUCGACCUGCAGGCCCCCGAGGCGACCCUCAGCCUGGAAGGGGAAGCAAAGACCCCGGAGAAGGAACCGGGCAAGACCAAGGACGGCAAGUUCAAGAUGCCCAAGUUCGGCAUGCCUUCCUUCGGCUGGUCCAGCAGCAGAGAGGCCAAGGGCUCUGCCGAUGCGGACGUCAGCCUCAAGGAGCCCCAGGUGACGGUGGCCUCGGGAAGCGCCGAAGUCGACGUGACCCUGCCCGGGGCCGAGAUCCAAGCGCCCGGCGUGGAGGUGACCGUUGAGACGGCCGCCGGAGCAGACGGAGAGAAAGGCCGAUUCAAGAUGCCCAGCGUCAAGCUGCCCAAAGUCAAAGCUCCCCACGUGCAGGUCAGCCUGCCAAAGGCCGAGGGCUCGGCGCCCAAGGCCCAGGCCGAAGUCCAGGAAGGGGAAGUCGCCCUGCAGGCGCCCGACGUCGAAGGCGGCCUGGAGGUGGCUGCCGGCAAAGUUGAGGGCGGCGGCGGCGGCAUGAAGCUACACAUGCCGAAAGUCAAGGUGCCCAGCGUGGUCUUCUCCAAACCCACCGUCAAGGCUCCCAAACUGGACGCAGACGUCAGCCUGCCCAAAGUCGACGCCAGCCUCCCAGAGGCAGACCUCAAGGCCGGGACCGGCGACAUCGGCAUCACGGCCCCCGACGUCAAGCUGCCCUCCGUCGAAGCCUCCCUCGAACUCCAGGCACCAGAGACAGACCUCAAAGCCGCCUCUGCAGAAGCCUCACUCGACGGGGCCAAGCUGGAAGCCACAGGCCUGAAAGGGAAGCUUAAGAUGCCCAAGUUCGACAAGCCCAAAUUCGGAGUGUCGCUCCCCAAGGCGGAAGGGCCAGAAGGCGAGGGCAGCCUGCCCACCGUAGAGGUCGACCUCCCCUCUGCCACCGUGACGGCCGCAGGCGAGGGCCCCGCCCUGGGCCUCAAAGCCGACGGGGACGGCUGGAAGCUCGAGAAGCCGUCCCUCAAAAUGCCCAAAGCUGACAUCAAAGCUCCCAAGGUGGACAUCAGCCUCCCAUCCGUCGACGUCAGCCUUCCGAAGGCCAGCGUCGACCUGCAGGCCCCCGAGGCGACCCUCAGCCUGGAAGGGGAAGCAAAGACCCCGGAGAAGGAACCGGGCAAGACCAAGGACGGCAAGUUCAAGAUGCCCAAGUUCGGCAUGCCUUCCUUCGGCUGGUCCAGCAGCAGAGAGGCCAAGGGCUCUGCCGCCGCCGAUGCGGACUUCAGCCUCAAGGAACCCCAGGUGACGGUGGCCUCGGGAAGCGCCGAAGUCGACGUGACCCUGCCCGGGGCCGAGAUCCAAGCGCCCGGCGUGGAGGUGACCGUUGAGACGGCCGCCGGAGCAGACGGAGAGAAAGGCCGAUUCAAGAUGCCCAGCGUCAAGCUGCCCAAAGUCAAAGCUCCCCACGUGCAGGUCAGCCUGCCAAAGGCCGAGGGCUCGGCGCCCAAGGCCCAGGCCGAAGUCCAGGAAGGGGAAGUCGCCCUGCAGGCGCCCGACGUCGAAGGCGGCCUGGAGGUGGCUGCCGGCAAAGUUGAGGGCGGCGGCGGCGGCAUGAAGCUACACAUGCCGAAAGUCAAGGUGCCCAGCGUGGUCUUCUCCAAACCCACCGUCAAGGCUCCCAAACUGGACGCAGACGUCAGCCUGCCCAAAGUCGACGCCAGCCUCCCAGAGGCAGACCUCAAGGCCGGGACCGGCGACAUCGGCAUCACGGCCCCCGACGUCAAGCUGCCCUCCGUCGAAGCCUCCCUCGAACUCCAGGCACCAGAGACAGACCUCAAAGCCGCCUCUGCAGAAGCCUCACUCGACGGGGCCAAGCUGGAAGCCACAGGCCUGAAAGGGAAGCUUAAGAUGCCCAAGUUCGACAAGCCCAAAUUCGGAGUGUCGCUCCCCAAGGCGGAAGGGCCAGAAGGCGAGGGCAGCCUGCCCACCGUAGAGGUCGACCUCCCCUCUGCCACCGUGACGGCCGCAGGCGAGGGCCCCGCCCUGGGCCUCAAAGCCGACGGGGACGGCUGGAAGCUCGAGAAGCCGUCCCUCAAAAUGCCCAAAGCUGACAUCAAAGCUCCCAAGGUGGACAUCAGCCUCCCAUCCGUCGACGUCAGCCUUCCGAAGGCCAGCGUCGACCUGCAGGCCCCCGAGGCGACCCUCAGCCUGGAAGGGGAAGCAAAGACCCCGGAGAAGGAACCGGGCAAGACCAAGGACGGCAAGUUCAAGAUGCCCAAGUUCGGCAUGCCUUCCUUCGGCUGGUCCAGCAGCAGAGAGGCCAAGGGCUCUGCCGAUGCGGACGUCAGCCUCAAGGAGCCCCAGGUGACGGUGGCCUCGGGAAGCGCCGAAGUCGACGUGACCCUGCCCGGGGCCGAGAUCCAAGCGCCCGGCGUGGAGGUGACCGUUGAGACGGCCGCCGGAGCAGACGGAGAGAAAGGCCGAUUCAAGAUGCCCAGCGUCAAGCUGCCCAAAGUCAAAGCUCCCCACGUGCAGGUCAGCCUGCCAAAGGCCGAGGGCUCGGCGCCCAAGGCCCAGGCCGAAGUCCAGGAAGGGGAAGUCGCCCUGCAGGCGCCCGACGUCGAAGGCGGCCUGGAGGUGGCUGCCGGCAAAGUUGAGGGCGGCGGCGGCGGCAUGAAGCUACACAUGCCGAAAGUCAAGGUGCCCAGCGUGGUCUUCUCCAAACCCACCGUCAAGGCUCCCAAACUGGACGCAGACGUCAGCCUGCCCAAAGUCGACGCCAGCCUCCCAGAGGCAGACCUCAAGGCCGGGACCGGCGACAUCGGCAUCACGGCCCCCGACGUCAAGCUGCCCUCCGUCGAAGCCUCCCUCGAACUCCAGGCACCAGAGACAGACCUCAAAGCCGCCUCUGCAGAAGCCUCACUCGACGGGGCCAAGCUGGAAGCCACAGGCCUGAAAGGGAAGCUUAAGAUGCCCAAGUUCGACAAGCCCAAAUUCGGAGUGUCGCUCCCCAAGGCGGAAGGGCCAGAAGGCGAGGGCAGCCUGCCCACCGUAGAGGUCGACCUCCCCUCUGCCACCGUGACGGCCGCAGGCGAGGGCCCCGCCCUGGGCCUCAAAGCCGACGGGGACGGCUGGAAGCUCGAGAAGCCGUCCCUCAAAAUGCCCAAAGCUGACAUCAAAGCUCCCAAGGUGGACAUCAGCCUCCCAUCCGUCGACGUCAGCCUUCCGAAGGCCAGCGUCGACCUGCAGGCCCCCGAGGCGACCCUCAGCCUGGAAGGGGAAGCAAAGACCCCGGAGAAGGAACCGGGCAAGACCAAGGACGGCAAGUUCAAGAUGCCCAAGUUCGGCAUGCCUUCCUUCGGCUGGUCCAGCAGCAGAGAGGCCAAGGGCUCUGCCGAUGCGGACGUCAGCCUCAAGGAGCCCCAGGUGACGGUGGCCUCGGGAAGCGCCGAAGUCGACGUGACCCUGCCCGGGGCCGAGAUCCAAGCGCCCGGCGUGGAGGUGACCGUUGAGACGGCCGCCGGAGCAGACGGAGAGAAAGGCCGAUUCAAGAUGCCCAGCGUCAAGCUGCCCAAAGUCAAAGCUCCCCACGUGCAGGUCAGCCUGCCAAAGGCCGAGGGCUCGGCGCCGAAGGCCCAGGCCGAAGUCCAGGAAGGGGAAGUCGCCCUGCAGGCGCCCGACGUCGAAGGCGGCCUGGAGGUGGCUGCCGGCAAAGUUGAGGGCGGCGGCGGCGGCAUGAAGCUACACAUGCCGAAAGUCAAGGUGCCCAGCGUGGUCUUCUCCAAACCCACCGUCAAGGCUCCCAAACUGGACGCAGACGUCAGCCUGCCCAAAGUCGACGCCAGCCUCCCAGAGGCAGACCUCAAGGCCGGGACCGGCGACAUCGGCAUCACGGCCCCCGACGUCAAGCUGCCCUCCGUCGAAGCCUCCCUCGAACUCCAGGCACCAGAGACAGACCUCAAAGCCGCCUCUGCAGAAGCCUCAUUCGACGGGGCCAAGCUGGAAGCCACAGGCCUGAAAGGGAAGCUUAAGAUGCCCAAGUUCGACAAGCCCAAAUUCGGAGUGUCGCUCCCCAAGGCGGAAGGGCCAGAAGGCGAGGGCAGCCUGCCCACCGUAGAGGUCGACCUCCCCUCUGCCACCGUGACGGCCGCAGGCGAGGGCCCCGCCCUGGGCCUCAAAGCCGACGGGGACGGCUGGAAGCUCGAGAAGCCGUCCCUCAAAAUGCCCAAAGCUGACAUCAAAGCUCCCAAGGUGGACAUCAGCCUCCCAUCCGUCGACGUCAGCCUUCCGAAGGCCAGCGUCGACCUGCAGGCCCCCGAGGCGACCCUCAGCCUGGAAGGGGAAGCAAAGACCCCGGAGAAGGAACCGGGCAAGACCAAGGACGGCAAGUUCAAGAUGCCCAAGUUCGGCAUGCCUUCCUUCGGCUGGUCCAGCAGCAGAGAGGCCAAGGGCUCUGCCGCCGCCGAUGCGGACGUCAGCCUCAAGGAACCCCAGGUGACGGUGGCCUCGGGAAGCGCCGAAGUCGACGUGACCCUGCCCGGGGCCGAGAUCCAAGCGCCCGGCGUGGAGGUGACCGUUGAGACGGCCGCCGGAGCAGACGGUGAGAAAGGCCGAUUCAAGAUGCCCAGCGUCAAGCUGCCCAAAGUCAAAGCUCCCCACGUGCAGGUCAGCCUGCCAAAGGCCGAGGGCUCGGCGCCCAAGGCCCAGGCCGAAGUCCAGGAAGGGGAAGUCGCCCUGCAGGCGCCCGACGUCGAAGGCGGCCUGGAGGUGGCUGCCGGCAAAGUUGAGGGCGGCGGCAUGAAGCUACACAUGCCGAAAGUCAAGGUGCCCAGCGUGGUCUUCUCCAAACCCACCGUCAAGGCUCCCAAACUGGACGCAGACGUCAGCCUGCCCAAAGUCGACGCCAGCCUCCCAGAGGCAGACCUCAAGGCCGGGACCGGCGACAUCGGCAUCACGGCCCCCGACGUCAAGCUGCCCUCCGUCGAAGCCUCCCUCGAACUCCAGGCACCAGAGACAGACCUCAAAGCCGCCUCUGCAGAAGCCUCACUCGACGGGGCCAAGCUGGAAGCCACAGGCCUGAAAGGGAAGCUUAAGAUGCCCAAGUUCGACAAGCCCAAAUUCGGAGUGUCGCUCCCCAAGGCGGAAGGGCCAGAAGGCGAGGGCAGCCUGCCCACCGUAGAGGUCGACCUCCCCUCUGCCACCGUGACGGCCGCAGGCGAGGGCCCCGCCCUGGGCCUCAAAGCCGACGGGGACGGCUGGAAGCUCGAGAAGCCGUCCCUCAAAAUGCCCAAAGCUGACAUCAAAGCUCCCAAGGUGGACAUCAGCCUCCCAUCCGUCGACGUCAGCCUUCCGAAGGCCAGCGUCGACCUGCAGGCCCCCGAGGCGACCCUCAGCCUGGAAGGGGAAGCAAAGACCCCGGAGAAGGAACCGGGCAAGACCAAGGACGGCAAGUUCAAGAUGCCCAAGUUCGGCAUGCCUUCCUUCGGCUGGUCCAGCAGCAGAGAGGCCAAGGGCUCUGCCGAUGCGGACGUCAGCCUCAAGGAGCCCCAGGUGACGGUGGCCUCGGGAAGCGCCGAAGUCGACGUGACCCUGCCCGGGGCCGAGAUCCAAGCGCCCGGCGUGGAGGUGACCGUUGAGACGGCCGCCGGAGCAGACGGAGAGAAAGGCCGAUUCAAGAUGCCCAGCGUCAAGCUGCCCAAAGUCAAAGCUCCCCACGUGCAGGUCAGCCUGCCAAAGGCCGAGGGCUCGGCGCCCAAGGCCCAGGCCGAAGUCCAGGAAGGGGAAGUCGCCCUGCAGGCGCCCGACGUCGAAGGCGGCCUGGAGGUGGCUGCCGGCAAAGUUGAGGGCGGCGGCAUGAAGCUACACAUGCCGAAAGUCAAGGUGCCCAGCGUGGUCUUCUCCAAACCCACCGUCAAGGCUCCCAAACUGGACGCAGACGUCAGCCUGCCCAAAGUCGACGCCAGCCUCCCAGAGGCAGACCUCAAGGCCGGGACCGGCGACAUCGGCAUCACGGCCCCCGACGUCAAGCUGCCCUCCGUCGAAGCCUCCCUCGAACUCCAGGCACCAGAGACAGACCUCAAAGCCGCCUCUGCAGAAGCCUCACUCGACGGGGCCAAGCUGGAAGCCACAGGCCUGAAAGGGAAGCUUAAGAUGCCCAAGUUCGACAAGCCCAAAUUCGGAGUGUCGCUCCCCAAGGCGGAAGGGCCAGAAGGCGAGGGCAGCCUGCCCACCGUAGAGGUCGACCUCCCCUCUGCCACCGUGACGGCCACAGGCGAGGGCCCCGCCCUGGGCCUCAAAGCCGACGGGGACGGCUGGAAGCUCGAGAAGCCGUCCCUCAAAAUGCCCAAAGCUGACAUCAAAGCUCCCAAGGUGGACAUCAGCCUCCCAUCCGUCGACGUCAGCCUUCCGAAGGCCAGCGUCGACCUGCAGGCCCCCGAGGCGACCCUCAGCCUGGAAGGGGAAGCAAAGACCCCGGAGAAGGAACCGGGCAAGACCAAGGACGGCAAGUUCAAGAUGCCCAAGUUCGGCAUGCCUUCCUUCGGCUGGUCCAGCAGCAGAGAGGCCAAGGGCUCUGCCGAUGCGGACGUCAGCCUCAAGGAGCCCCAGGUGACGGUGGCCUCGGGAAGCGCCGAAGUCGACGUGACCCUGCCCGGGGCCGAGAUCCAUUCACCUGCUUUUGAAUUUGCGGCACAUUCAUCCACUGAAAAAGGUUGUGAUAUAGCUAAAGGUAAUGUAUCUUACUUUAGAAUGCCUAAGGUUUCCUUUUCUCAAACUUCUAAGCCAGAUUUACCUGAUUUUUCAUUGUCAGAAACACACUGCUAUCUUGUAACGGAGGAAACUCCUUCCAUUCUUUCAGGCAGUGUUAUCCCUGAUACUAAAGGAGAUCAUAUCUCUAAAAGUAUGGAAUUCAGAAUUCCUAGCUUGGGUUUCUCCAAAAGUGCCUUUGGUUCCUCUAAAAUUGCACAGGAUUCCCCAUUGUCUAACGUGGAUAUUACUCUUACUAAAUAUCAAAUUAAUCUAGAAGAAUCUGAAUCAAAAAUAUUGUCUCUUUCUGAUGCGAAUCUUUCCAUAACAGAUGCUGCAAUUUUAAAGCAUCAUGAUUCUUUGGACCAAGAUAAUCUGAAGCUGGAAGGGAAAACAUCCAUUUCUGAAACAUGUCUCAGUGACUCAGAGGUUACAGUUAAAAUCCCUAAAUUCCGAAAACCAAAAUUUGGCUUUUCUUGGUCUAAGGGAAAACAAUCAGAAAGUGAUGUUGUUUGCCAAUUGGAGAGGGAAGUUUACAAGGGAAAGGUAACAUCUGAUAUGACUUAUAAACCAACUCAAAUCUCUGAUGCCAAAUUUGAUGUAACGAUUCAGAAGCCUUCAACUGAAGUUUUUUCAGAUGCAUCAAAGUUGGAUGUUAGUCUCCCAUCAAUGGAAGUUGUGAUGCCAAAAUUAGAAUUGGGAAGCUGUGACCCAGAGUGCAAGGCAGAACAGGAAGUAGUCUCAGGAGAGAUGCAUACUGAGGAGAAGGAAAACAAAUUUAAAACAUCAAAAUUCAAAUUACCUUCAUUAAGUUGGUCACCAAAGAAAGCAGCUAUUGCUCUGCCUGAAGCUGAAGUACAUAUUGAAGAACCCACUGUGUCUAGUUUAUCUGAAUACAGAGAAGCAGAAUUAACAAGUGCUGAAAAAACAUCAAGUGAAAUUCCUCUGGGUGAUGUAGAAAUAAAAAUUGAAGGUCCUGAAGGGAAAACAAAAAUGUCUAAAUUCCAAAUGCCAAAGUUUGGAAUUACACAUUUUAAAGGGAAAGGGUCAGAAAAGGAGGUCAGACAAUCCAAAUCAGAAGUCAAGUUUCCCCAGCUAAAAGCAAUGGUAGAUAUAGCUGACAUUGCUGUUGAGGCACCAAAUUUGGAGGUGGAAUGUGGUGCAAGAACAGAAACUGACAGCUCUAAAGUCAAAAUGACCAAAGCUGAUGAAAUAGCACCAGAGCCCGAUGUACACAUCCCAUCAGAUGAUAUUUCUAUUCUAAAACCAGACAGUGAUAUUCAGGAUUCAGAUGCCUCACUAAAAAUCAAAGGGGAAACAAAGCAAGAUGGAGAUGGAGAAGAGAAAGAAGGACAUUUCAAAAUGCCAAAAUUCAAACUUCCAUCCUUCAGUUGGUCACCAAAGAAGGAAUCAAGUGUUAAACCAGAUUCUGGAGCAACUUUAGAAGAUCAUAAACUUGCCAUAAUGUCAAGCACAGCAGAUGUAGAAGUGAAAGGAGCUGCAACUGAUGAUAAAGGUACCAGGCCAUCCCUUGAUCUGGAAGUAUCUGCAGGAAAAGUUGAACAAAAAAGUCCAAUAAAAAAAACUCAGUUUGCCAUGCCUAAAAUUUCUCUCUCCAAGAUCAAGGUUCCCAAAUCUCAGAGUUAUUCACCAAAAGUUGAAGCUGAUGCUACUACUCCUAAAACAGAAAAAGAGAGUGGUGAUUCAAUACAGAUACCUGAUAUAGAAAGAAGUCAUUCUGUAAGGACAGAGGAAGGGGCACAAAUAAGCAUAAAACUUGCUGAUGUUAAGAUCCCCAGUCUGGAGUUUUCCAAAAUAGAAACUGGAGCCCCUCAAAAUGAAAUGGGAGUCAGCUCAGCACAGAUUGAUGCUUCUCAGCCUCCCUCAGAGGCAAGUUUUCAACAGGCUGUUGUCCUAAAAUCAAGUUCUACCGAUGAAGAUACCAUUCAAAAAACAGGUAUGAAGUUCCCCAAAGGAGAAGCUGUGGGUGAAUUGAGAAGCCCUGAAAUAGUAACAGAAAGCUCAUUAGUUGUGGAUGGAAAAAAGAAUAAAUUGGAAGGUCCUGAAGGAAAGAUUAAAAUGCCCAAAUUCCAGAAGCCAAAGUUUGGAAUCUCCCUAACAAAAGGGAAAGGCCCAGAGACAGAGAUCAGGUCUCCAAAACCAGAAGCUGAGUUUCCCCAGCUGAAAAUGACAAAUGAAGUUGCCAAUAUUACUGUGGGAGUUCCAGCACCAGAACUCACAUCUGAUGUGUCAGAUUCUGGAGUAGGUACUUGCAAGAUAAAAGCACCCCAGUUUCUGACAGCUGGCAUUGAAGCUUCAGAGGUAGAUGUAAGCUCCCAAUCAGUGUCUAAACCAGUGACAGAGGGAGUUAUUGAGAGCCUUGAGGAGAAAGAAAUUGUAUUAAAAGAAGAACAUGAAAUAAAAGCUGAAGAAUUUCAGACUGAAGAACAUCAGGGAUGGUUUAAAAUGCCAAAAUUCAGAAUACCUGCAUUUGGCAGGACAUCCUCAAAGGAAAAAAAAAGUGAUGUUGAUAUUGAAAGAAGUACAGUAAAAGCUCAGCUAGGCAUUCCUUCUGCCAAAGUUCAAACUGAAACAAGUAUUCCUGAGAAAACCUUACCACGUACAGUUGCUGAAAUUACUAUUGAAAAACAAGAGAUUCCAAAAUCAGAUUCUGUGAAGAGUUCCAAUGUUAGCUCAUCAGUGGUGAAAAGUGGUAUUUCUGUAUCCACAGAAAGAACAGAUAUAGUGAAUAUUGCAAAGCCUGAAACUUAUGCAGAAGUAGUUAAGCAUGAUGCUGAAGGACAAAAAAAGCAUACUUCAGAAUUCACAGUGUCUUCAGCAGAAUUGUCUAAAUCAUACCUAAGUGCCUCAGAAAUUCACAAAGACGACAGUUUAACAAAUAGGUUUCCUCUGUGUACUCUGACUCUUCAAGAGCAUAAAGUCAAAUCACAGUAUACAGAAGUCCCAAAGAUAGAAUGUUCUACUAAGUCAGAGACUUCAGGAGUAAGACGUAAACUGUCAUCAGGUGAAAUUACUCUGGAUGCCACAGAGGAGAAAAUAGAUUCUAGUCUUCCAAAAGGAAAGCUGGAUAUUCAAAAUCAAGAGGCAGUAAUUAGAAAAGGAAAGGUAAAGGGUGAGAUGAAAAUUAUAGCAGAAGACAGUGAAGGAAGCCAGUUAAAAAUGCCUGCGAGUGAAUGGUCUACAAUGAAAGGAUCAGAAGAUGGUGGUUUUGUUACAGCUAAGAUGGAAGUUGUAAAGGUAGAAGUUUCAGGAGUGAAGAUGGAUGUUAAAAUGGCUAGAGUAGAUCCUGAAAAGAAAUUUCAAGUGAAAAGUGUUGAAAGGGACAAGUCUGCAAGUGUGAAAGUGCAAGUUGAAGAUAAAGCAGAAAGAAGUAAAAUUAAAACAUACAAGUUUAAGAUUCCAACGUUUGGGGUGUUGCAUUCAGAAGUGAAGGAUUUAGAAGAUGAUACAAAUUUGCAAAAUUUAGAAGCUGAUUCAGUAUCUAAGACUCAAAUAGGCACAGCAGAAACGCAGUUUCAAAAGUUAGAAGGAUCCAUCAGCCUGAGAAGUCCAUCCCUAGAUCACAUGGAAGCAUCUGCCAGAAUAACAGCGGAAACACUGGACAAAUCACAAGAUGGCCCAGAUGUAAACAUAAAUAUUCCCAAACUAAAAAUACCAAAAUUCACUUUCAAAGCCCUCCCAACUGAAGCUGAUAUUUCAGUGUCAAAAGUGGUAACAGAUCCAAAGGGAUCUAGUGCUGACAUUGAAGUAGUAAAACUGCAAGCAACCUCUGCUAUCCCUGAAGAAACACUAGAGGUUCUGGAGGGUGGUAUUCAGAAAGCAAAAAGCAAAAUUCUAACAUUGACUGAACCUGACAUCAAAACAGCACAGGUGACUACAAAUGCAAGGCAAGACAUUCACUGGUCAUAUGUAGAGGGCCAAGAAAUAAGUGAGAAAGUAGAACCUGAACAUGUUGCUAUUGAGAGGUGUGAAAUUUACACUACUGAAAUAUUGAAAGAAUCAGAGGUUCUCUCAUCAGAAGUCAAAACUGCUACUUUGGGGUUCUCAUUGAUCAAGGCAAAAUUGCCUGAGUCACAUAGCAACUUAGAAGUGCUAGUCCAGCAGCCAUCUCCAACAGAAGAUUUAACAGUGAGCAAGCCUAUAUGUGCUGAUGAAAACUUUGGAGUAGCAGCACAGACUGGCAGUGCUGAGCCUAAACUAUCUGACAAACCACACACUGAGGCUAAAGAAUUUAGUGGAGAAGUAAGCUUGCCAAAGUUAAAGGAAUUUGAUGUUGAAGUAAAGCUUUCCAGUAAAGUUGAAGAGAGUCUUCCUAAGGUACCAGAGGGAGUAACUGCAUCUCCUUUCUCUAAAGGUGAGGAUGUAGCUGAAGCACUAGAAGAUGAAGAAAAAGACAUAACUGAUGAAAAAGAAAAGACUGAUAGUAAAAGAUCUCCUGGAAGAUUCAAAUUUUGGCUUCCAAGUAUUGGCUUCUCAUCUUCUAGUGAUGAAACAAGCGUAAAUUCAAAAACAGAAGUGAAAAAAUCAGUUCCAGAAAAUGUGAAACCUGCUGACAUGCCAGAUAAUGAUUCUUCUAAGCCAGCUGAAAAAACUGGGUGGUUUAGGUUUCCCAAGCUUGGUUUCUCAUCUCCUACCAAAAAAGCCAAGACUGCUGACAGGGAAGAGGUGGAUCACAAAGAAGGAAGAAUCUCAGAUGAAGAUAGCCCAUCAGAUAAACCUGAUGUAUUUUUUGAUGCUCAAGAAAGCUUAUCACCUAAAGAAAUAACAGAGAGCAAAAGCAUUGAAACUGAUGGGGCUUCAUCUAGCAUUCCAGUUUCUCGAACUAUCGUGACAUCUUCAGCAAGAACUGAACUAAUCUUGUUGGAGGAAGAAAAAGAUAGUCAAUCUAAUAUUCCUGGAUUACCAGCCAAAUGAACGUUGUCUUUUCUCAUCCCUCAAUGAAAAUAAAUAACCUAGAUGUACAGAAAAGAAUGUUUUAUUAGUUUUCUAGUAACUGAAAAUUACACAAAACUCAAAGCUGAUAUUCAUGAAAGCAGCUGAACAGAAUGUAACACAUUUAAAUUUUCAAGUACCUGGAUGUGCUACAUAGUGCACUAAUAAAAAUACCAAUUUCUUCAAAUCUAUCCUGGAGGCAACAAUUACUAUAACUACAGAGGAGCCUGUAGUUCAACAAAUUCUGAAAAGGCAUCUGAACCGUGAAAGUAAACCACUGGAAGCCUUGAUGAUAGCAAAAAGUCUUGUCAAAUAGGCUUCUGAGAAACAUACUGAUUAUGUUUAUACAUUAUUUCCAGAAUGGAGUAUAGCCUAGCACUACGAGAACUAUACUUAACCUUUUUAGAUUUUGGACCUUUCUGACCUAUUUUUGUUUGGUUGGGUUGUUUUGGUUUUUGUUUGGUUU